AGAUAUCAGGUGUGCGUCGACAGGGGAUCGAACCUGGGACCAUGUGCAUGGUCGGCGAGAGUCUUAACCACUGUGCCAGCGACGCACAGUGAUUCCAUUGUGAUCUUACUUUACAAAUCGACAUUAUUUAAAAACACUGAUACUGUUAUUAACUACCAAUCUUGAAUAUUUUGUGCAUAUAAACACACACAUAAUUGUAGAGCCAGAAGAGGAAUUUAUGAAAGGGAUAUUCUUUGCGGAAUUAUUUUGUGUUUUUUAGAUGUCUGAUUGAAUAUUUUUGCUAUAUUCUGGUUUUUUUAAAUAAAAACUUUCCAGGUGUUCAUAAACGAAGUUGCUUUUUAUGUCAGUACAGCCUAUGGGCUUGUGAUGCAUCAUUAUCGUGGUCGUCCAUGGUAUUCCCGUAUCUCUCCAUGCUUAGUUUUGGGUGGUUUACCGCUGAGAAAAUUUUGGGACAAAUUACAAGCGGAUGAAAAGAUCACGCAUAUUAUCAGUCUUUUGGAACCAUUCGAGGUAAAAUCAUUUGUUAUCGGAGAGAAAGACGCCAAGGAUCGAGGCAUUAAAUAUCUUUCUCUACCUGUUCAAGACUUUUAUGGAGUUCCUACAGUUGAACAAAUUGAUAUGGGCAUUUCGUUUAUCGAUAGUUGUGUCCAAUCGAAUGGAUGCGUUUAUAUUCAUUGUAAAGCUGGUCGUACGCGUUCAGCAUACCUACUCACGUGUUAUUUAAUGUCUAAAGAUUCUAUGAAUGUCGACAAGGCAAUUGAGUAUAUACAAUCUUUCAGAAAGCAUGUGAUGUUUCGUCCACCGCAUAAAAUUGGUUUACAAGACUAUUAUGAACUUUUAAAUGCUCGUAGACAAAGUGCAACUCUUGUAAGAUAGAGUAAAGAGAGAGAGAUAGAGAGGAAACGAGUAUUCAGUUGAGGAAGAGUUCUGCAGGAAUUUGAUAAAAUCGAUAAAUUCUACUUUAUUAUCUUUUUGUUGCUUGUUUCUUACUUCGUAUCGGGGAAUUAAUUUUUCCAGUGUUUCCAGUGUCUUAACAUUUGCAUUACCUCUGGAAAAAAAAAUAACACCAACGUUGGGGUAGUUGUGCAAUAUUGUAUUAACUAGUGGUCAGUCAGUGUUUGACAACACUGUCAUUCUCCUUCCCUGAUCGAUGAGCUUUUGUCGUACUUCAAGUCUGGCUUGGAAGAAGCAGCUAUACACACAAGAUUCUUCUCGUUAUUAUUAUUAUUACUAUUAUUAUUAUUAUUACAGAGUGAUUGUGUAACAAGAGGAGAUACCUGAUAUUUUAGUAAACUUUAUUGUUUCUCCCUCUGUCUGCCUCUUUCGCUCUCCAUCUCUGCCGUAUUCAUCUCUAGACUUUGUCCUGUGUACAGAUGUUGAUGUAUAAAUAUGAGUUUAGUGUGUGUGUGUUUCUUGUGUUGUGUUACCUUCAAACGUUUGUAGAUACCUUUCAAACUGUGAAUUACUCCUCCUGAUACUCUUCUUGCUAAUUCUGCUAUCCUGAGUGUAUUUUUCUGUCUUUCAGAAUACAAGUUUUUGCUAUGAAUACAAGUGUAUUUUUUCUUUUCUGAGUACAACUCGAAUUAUGAUUGUUGUUAUUAUUAUUAUUAUUUUUUUCCUUGACUAACUAGAAUGAUAUUCGGUAGUGAUAUAAUAUGCAGAUUGGCAAUGUCUUCCAUGAUUAGUCUAAAUACAAGCGAUCAAUAAUUUAGAUAUUUGGUUGAUUGGUUACAGGAUUUCAUCAUGAGCUGAAAUCGGUUAGA
Molecule: messenger RNA, 1763 nt
Organism: Trichobilharzia regenti
Lineage: Eukaryota; Metazoa; Platyhelminthes; Trematoda; Strigeidida; Schistosomatidae
Source: the annotation of a GenBank genome assembly